GGGAGCGAUUUACACAUCAGCGACGUUUUUCGCGACAAGCUACAAACCAGAAGUGCAUGUUGUGUCCCCGUCCUCUGAAAUCUCAUACAAACGAAAAUAAUUGAUGAAGAGUCUCCCGAGCUGUGCAGACUGUUUGCGUUUAACUCUGACGCUAUAUAUUGUAUUUAAAUGAGCGUAGUUUGAACACGGAAACAAGUGACGUGGUUGACGGUUGGAGGCUAAAACUCAUAUUGUGUCAGCCCUGUUAUCCUCAGCUGCUGUUGACUAGUCUAAAGUUCAUCAAUAGAGGCUGAACAAAAACUCCCUUUCGGAGCUUCAAUGGCAUCCUGUCCAACGAUCCCAAUCCGCUGUCUCAACAAUGACCUGUGGAAAGCCUCGAGCACUGACUGAAGAAUGGCGAGGUUUAGGCGCAAGUCUUGCAUCACACUAGUUGUUUUGGUGCUGCUUGUGCUCAUAGUGACGGUGGUCUUGAAGGCACUGACACCGGAGGACUCUCCGUUUAGCAGCCCUGUUGGUGCGGAGCUGUUCCCGGACAGAAAGAGUCCCACUCACAUCCAGAAAGAAAACAACAACAACAAACCUGAGCCGUUCAAAAUGAGUGACUCGGAUCAGUCAGGCAAACUGGAAGCUGCACUGAGGAAGUUCCCUCCUCCAAACUACUAUCUUCAUGCUUUCUACUACCCGUGGUAUGGGAACCCUAAGUUUGACGGCAAAUACAUCCACUGGGACCACCCGCAGCUGCCACACUGGGACUUAAAGGUGGCUCAGGGGUAUCCGCAAGGGAGACACAUCCCACCUGAUGACAUCGGGGCCAACUUCUACCCGUCUUUAGGGGCUUACAGUUCCAGGGAUCCCUCCGUCGUAGAGUCUCACAUGCAGCAGCUGCGCACAGCAGCCAUUGGUGUCCUUGCUGUCUCAUGGUAUCCUCCUAAUAUGAAGGAUGAUAAUGGUGAGCCACUGGAUGACAUUGUGCCUUUGCUGUUGGAAGUGGCACAUAAAUACCAUAUUAAGGUGGCGUUUCACAUUGAACCCUACAAAGACAGAGAUGAAGUCAACAUGUUUGCUAAUGUCAAAUACAUCAUUGAGAAAUACGGGGAGCACCCUGCUUUCUUCAAGUACCGGACAAACACUGGCAAGCUUCUUCCCCUCUUCUAUGUGUAUGACUCAUAUCUGAUGAACUCGGAGCAGUGGGCCAAGCUGCUCAAACACACGGAGAGUAACAGCAUCAGGAACAGCCCGUAUGAUGCCAUCUUCAUCGCCCUGCUGGUUGAGGAGAAACAUAAGAGGGAUAUCCUGACUGCCGGUUUUGAUGGUGUCUACACCUACUUUGCUACAAAUGGGUUUUCCUAUGGGUCCACUCAGCGUAACUGGGACUCUGUUAAAGCUUUCUGUGACGAUAACAACCUGAUAUUCAUCCCAAGUGUGGGCCCCGGCUACAUUGACACGAGCAUUCGACCCUGGAACUUCCAAAACACUCGAAACCGCAUCAACGGCAAAUACUACGAAACCUCGCUGAGUGCUGCGUUACAAGCCAGGCCUGAUUUCAUCUCUAUAACAUCUUUUAAUGAGUGGCACGAGGGGUCUCAGAUCGAAAUGGCAAUUCCCAAAACAGGCCAGACUGUGUAUCUGGACUACCUGCCCAACAAACCUGCAAUCUACCUGGAGAUAACUCGCAAAUGGGCUGCGAUCUUUGGUGGAGAGCGACGGAAAUGGCAGGAUUGAGCUUACUAAGAGUUUAUUCACGGUUGUAUAAAAUGAUUACAUGAAAGCUAUAUGAAGUUGUAGUUGCAGAAUGCACAACAAAAUGCAAAAUGGUGAAUAAUUUUCUGAGCCAAAUGAGUUCUAAAGCCACAAGCAAGUGAGCUAAAUUAUCUUUAUUUGGGCUGCAAUGAUGUAUGUGAUUGUUUUUACAUUUUGGUAAAUUAUUGUUAAUUUAACUGAUGUCUUAUUACUUAUGUUUACACAGCCGUGCACAUUUUGGGAUUUGUAACGUAAUCAGCAUGUCUUUUCACCGACUUUAAAGUAUCCAACUAAAAAUCUGUGCCUCUAUUAAACUUCAAUAGAAAUAAAUAAAGUGCACCCUGGAAAGGAGUGAAAGUAAACAAAGCAGUCUGCUGGUAUAAAGCUGUCGCCUCGCUCUUCUUCCAUCUCUGCCUCUGCCCAAAAACAAUACAAGAAAAAGCACAACAUAGAUCUUGAUAUUAGAAAGGAGAACCUCAAAUCUGAGAUGAGUCACAGGGAUGAAAACAGUCGAGGGCUGACAGGACAGCAGUUCAGUUAUUGAGAGAGAGAGAGAGAGAGACUGCAGCGCAGAAUGAAAAUGAUGCUCAUCUGUGGAAUAGCUUACCUUUAUAAUAAAGGUCUGACACCAAUGAACAUGCCAAGUCUCUGUUUAUUUUGGAACUUCUUUGCUGCAAAAGUUGCAUUUUUGAGAAUUUCUUGCCACCAAAGUCGUGUUCAGGCCACCCGGCAAACUCCAAUAUUGUUUCUCUUGCAGUCUGUUCUUUGGUCGAUGAACGGAUGAGGGAAAUACCUGGCUCUUAAACGGCUAAAUGCUGCACGGUGUUCACCAGCUAUAGUCGUAAAUAGGAUAGGAAGGAGAUUACAUCUUAUACUUUUACUUUGGUAACUGUACCAUGCAGGUUAUAAUCCCUUUCUUCAACUGGUUAUCAAAAUCUUAAUGUAUCACCAAAUUAAAGAAGAACAGAACUUAAAUACAAUUAGUAUAGUAUAAAUGUUUUAGAACAUUUUACACCUUUAUGCUAUAUAUCAAAUUCUCAUGAAGACAUGAUGAAGUGGUGUCUGGCCCUUUCACUCAUCACCUCUCAGCACACGCAGCAGAGCUGGUUACAUUCACACCUAUUCUGCUUACACAUCAUGAUGACACCUACUGUAUGUGUAAAGAAUAAUCUUUUUACCUCCAUAGCAUGUA
Molecule: messenger RNA, 2932 nt
Organism: Anarrhichthys ocellatus (wolf-eel)
Lineage: Eukaryota; Metazoa; Chordata; Actinopteri; Perciformes; Anarhichadidae
Gene: manea
Product: mannosidase, endo-alpha
Exons: 5
Coding region: 394-1722 (442 amino acids)
Cellular component (GO): Golgi membrane
Molecular function (GO): alpha-mannosidase activity
Source: RefSeq, a predicted model, not a curated record